AAGAUUCCCAGCAUUUAAAUUGAGAAGUCUGUGAAUGCAGAACUCGAAAAUGGGUUGUGUGUCCAAGCUGAGAGUAACAUUUUUUCGUUAGCACUGCAUGUAUAAUGUCGUUGGCAAUUUGUACUUUCUUCAAUAAAACGAAUGUUUAAUAUAUAAGUAAGUGCGGUAAGUAGAGUUAGUCAUUAAGCAUCGAGUACUUGAGUGUGGAGCACAACUGGGUUCUGUGUUCGAAAACCUACCGCAAACGAAGCCGACUUGAUCCGGCGAUAACUCAACGCAUUCAAUCGGGAUUUAUUAUUAUUGCGCUUCCUGGACAACAACCACACUCCAUACAAGAACAAUACACUUUAGUAAAAACGUACACUUGAAACAUGCUAUUCUUUACCGUGGCGAGCACGUUGUGCUUUUAUCUAUCUGCAGCUUCUCAUCAGCAACCAAAGAAAACGGCCAAUGUGCUUAACAACAGUCAACAGAACAUUCACAACAUAUUAGUAUCCAUUGAGGAGAGGCUCCGGAAUUUGGAUAAUGCUCUGUAUACGGAUUCGUACGAACUGACGACAAAACCGGAACAAACGAAUAACCGGAAAUUGGAUGCAAUAGAGUCGCGGCUGGCGAGGUUCGAGGCGGUGGUUGCAGCACAAUUCGAUAAAUUCGCAGAGAACAUGAGCAACAAGGUUUUCAGCGAUGAUUUAGCGAGGGAUCAUGUCCACCGGAAAAUCGAUGGGAACUACGAUAGGAUAAAUCAUCGCCUGUUCUAUUUGGAAAUGCGUUUGGACAGUGGUGAAAAGAGAAUUUCUGAAAAAUUAGAUCUACUCUUAACAAGAUUUAAGAAUAUGGAAGAGACUUUGACGACUCGUGAAGCAGAUAUCGAAGUUGAAAUAUCAGACGUUCUUUCCGUGGUUGAUGACAUAAAGACUACAUUCACAAGUUUAGACUUCAAGAACAUUUCAAAAACGUUUAAGACGACGCAACGAUCACUGGAACGCACAUUGAAUGAGUCGAUUAAAGAGAUUAGCAAGAAAGAAAAUGCGCUGGCCGAAAGUUUCAAUGAAUACACUGACAAAGUUUCGGAAAUGUUCGAAGUAUCACAGCAAUACUCGAAAUCGAUUCAAAAUGAUUUAAAGACAUUAUCGGCAGUCGUAAAUUCAACAAGAAGCGAACAACAGAAUUCCCUGCGCAGCAUAAUAGUGCAAGUUGGAAGAUUAAGUGGAAAACCCAAUGUCCUCAGUGAUGGUCAAUCGGACAGUGAAUUAAGAAACUUAUCGGACAAACUUGAUGCAAAUUUUGAGAUGAUAAUGAUGCUACAAAAUCAAUUUUUAGAAAGCUGCCAUCGUGUACAAAUGGACGAGGCGCACAUAGAAACAAAAAUAAGCGAAAUUUUAGAGAAACUUAUUGAAACUUUUGAAAGAAAAACCUCCAUUGAACUUAAAGAUUUGAAGCUGUUGGAGCAGCUUUUAAAAGCACACGAUACUAAGGUCCAAAAUAAUCUUUACACGACUUCCCAAAUUUUAAUUCGAAAAUCAUUAGAAAACAAGGAUGAACUGAAGACAUUAUUGGGAAGCAUCAAAGUUCGCAUCGAUAAAAUAUGUUCGGACGUGGAUAAUAUCAAAAGGAAAAAAGACGUUGACUUAUCCGGUAUACAACAGAAGCUUCUCGCUUUAGAAGAGUAUUUGAAGGAAAGUACAGAAGCAUCGAAGAAUAUGGGCGCACCGGGAGUUUUAACGGAAAAAAUACUCUCGGAUAUUCAGAGUUCUAUACACCAGCUCUCGUCGUCCGCUUUGUGGCAAAGUGUUGUGAAUGAGAAGGGUUUCUUAAAUAUAGAAGACUCUUUGAGGAAUAUCACAAAUACAUUUGAAUCUGCCCAAAAUGAAGCGUUUGAAGCUUUGAAAAAUAUCGAAAAGUACUUGCUGCAAAAUAAUGAUACAAAUGUACCAACCAACAAUUAUUUGGAUGAGCAAAUUCUAAAAAUAUUUGGGUUACCGAAACCAGGAGAAUGCACCGAAUUCACCAUUAAUUCGGAGACAGGCGAAAAAAUUUGCAUGGACGAUAUCCAGGAAGAGAAUUGCUUAGAUUACGAUAUCGAUGUAAGAUCGAAUGCGAAGAAUUGCAAACCGAAGUUGCCGGAACCGGAUUGUCUCGAAUAUGAUAUAGACGUUCGGAGCAACGUAAAGAUUUGUAAAAAUAAAACUAAUGAAAGUAAUGCGAACUGCAACAAUAUGGGCAUUGAUGUUAGGACAGGUCAAAUUUGUGAUAAUUCAGAGUUGGGCAAUAUUCCGAAUAAUACCGAUGAUUGCUCAGAGGAUCCUCUCAUCGAUAUUCGAGGAGGUAAUACAAGAGCGAGGAAUUGCUCAAAUGUUAACAACAAUAUUCCGAAUAAUACCGAUGAUUGCUCAGAUGAUCCUCUCAUCGAUAUUCGAGGAGGUAAUACUAGAGCGAGAAAUUGCUCAAAUGUUAACAACACAACGGAGGAAUCUAUACUGUUCUUUACAAGAAGUAAUGUGAUCAACGAUACGAACAAUACAUUGAGCCAUGAUAAUUCAAGCGAUUCAAUGAUGCAGGCAGAUUUCGAUCAAAGUAUAAAGGUGCAAAGUCCUUGGCUAAGGAUAUUACCAAAAACCGCAAAAUCUUCAGCGCUAACGCAAGGUCAAACUUCAGCGCAAAACGGUAGUUCGAGCAUAGAAUCUAUUGCAUCAGUAAGUAGCAACGAAGACGAUGUAUUUCUACAAGAUGAGUAUUACGAAGCUGACCAUGUCACCGCUAAAUUUGAUGAGGACGACGACGAUUUUAUGAUUGAAUAAAACGUAUUUUUUUUUUAUUAAACUUUAACAUAAUUUGGAUGCAUGUUAAAUUAAA
Nicrophorus vespilloides is the source of this 2853-nucleotide messenger RNA. RefSeq lists its product as uncharacterized. The transcript is spliced from 7 exons. The record is from RefSeq and is a predicted model, not a curated record. The coding region runs from base 372 to 2798 and encodes 808 amino acids. NCBI's taxonomy places the organism in Eukaryota, Metazoa, Arthropoda, Insecta, Coleoptera, Silphidae.